Molecule: messenger RNA, 606 nt
Organism: Ictalurus punctatus (channel catfish)
Lineage: Eukaryota; Metazoa; Chordata; Actinopteri; Siluriformes; Ictaluridae
Product: small inducible cytokine A3
Exons: 4
Coding region: 16-429 (137 amino acids)
Biological process (GO): cellular response to tumor necrosis factor; cellular response to interleukin-1; inflammatory response
Cellular component (GO): extracellular region
Molecular function (GO): chemokine activity; CCR chemokine receptor binding
Source: RefSeq, a predicted model, not a curated record
UUAAAAGCUGAUCAGAUGUUUCUCUCUGUAGGUGAAAUCCACAGCCAGGAUCUUAGGGAAGCAUAUAAGCCCAGUGCCGAGGUCAUAUCUGCAUUAUUGAUUCAUUUCACAUCAAAACGAUCAUCAUCUCCAUCAGCAGCCAUGUUCUCCCGUUCUCUCCUGCUGGUUCUGCUGGGUCUUUCCUGUCUUCAGUCCUUCACAGUGGCAGAGACUGCAAACGGGGCAUCAUUAUGCUGUUUCGAGUUUCACAAGAAACCAUUCCCUGCAGCGAACGUUGUCUCUUACGAAGAAACCAGAUCCGACUGUACGCUUCCCGGAGUCAUUUUAACCACAAAAAAGGGUUUUCGCUUAUGUGCGGAUCCUGAGGUGGACUGGGUGAAGCAGAUCACUGCUAAUAAAAACUUGGGCAAGACUCCGGCGACAAAUUAAAACAUCUCUCCAUGUAUUAGCUUUACUUUGCAGAAUGCUUCAUUUCACCUAAAUAUGACUUAAAGCAAUAUGAUGUCAUAAGUAACAGGACAAAACUUUUAGUUAAACAUACGCCUGUAGCUGCACGCAGCCAUUUAUUUUAUCUUCUGCACAAAUAAAGGAGACAUUUAUUACACA